AUUUCCCAGUAGCACUAGCGACCAAAAUCACAAGGUCCAUCAUGGGAUCUUGCAGCCCUACUUCAUAACAAAACCGAGUUUAGAUCUUGUGGGGGAUCUAUUCUAGAGACAUGGCAGUGGAAACCAUCGCACCUGACUGGGAGUUUGACCGUUUUGACGACGGUUCUCAGAAAAUCCACACAGAGGUUCAGCUGAAGAACUACAGCAGGUUUCUGGAAGAAUACACCUCUCAGCUGAAGGGCAUUGAAGAGGCUCUGGAUGACUCUAUUGGAGAUGUGUGGGACUUCACUCUGGACCCCAUUGCUCUAAAACUUCUCCCAUAUGAGCAGACCUCUUUAUUAGAGUUAAUUAAAACAGACAACAAGGUCUUGAAUAAAGUUGUAACGGUUUAUGCUGCUCUGUGCGGUGAAGUGAAGAAGCUAAAAUAUGAGGCAGAAACCAAAUUUUAUAAUGGCUUAUUGUUCUAUGGAGAGGGAGUGUGUGAAACCAGUGUUCCUGAAGGCGAGUCGCAGAUUCAAAUGGGCAGAUUUAUUUCAUUCCUACAGGAACUGUCCUGCUUUGUUUCCAGAUGUUAUGAAGUGGUGGUCAGCAUUAUUCAUCAGCUGGCUGCCCUCUACAACAGCAGCAAGGGUGCAACCAAAAUCAUUGAAUCAUCUGGUGUCCAUUUCCAGGUGGUUUAUGAGCACCUGGGGGAGCUGCUAGUGGUGCUGAUGACGCUUGAUGAGAUUAUGGAAAAUCACGCUACCCUGAAAGAUCACUGGAAGAUGUAUAAAAGGUUAUUGAAGUCUGUUCAUCACAACCCGGGAAAGUUUUCCAUUCCUGAAGAAAAGCUGAAGCCCUUUGAGAAGCUCCUGUUGAAGCUGGAGGGGCAGCUGCUGGACGGCAUGAUAAUGCAGGCCUGCGUGGAGCAGAGAUUUGAUGACCCGGCAGAGGGGAUUGCUGUCUCCAAAAACAGCUCCUUUGCCGAGGAGUUCGCCUUCAACAUUCGCUCCAUCUUCACGAAUGUGGAGUCCAAAAUUGGCGAGCCUUCAGAAAUUGACCAGAGGGAUAAGUACGCUGCAGUCUGCGGUCUCUUUGUCCUGCACUUUCAUAUUUUCAGAAGUGUCGACAAAAAACUCUACAAAGCAUUGCUUGACAUCUGUAAAAAGGUUCCUGCUGUCACUCUGAUUGCGAAUAUCAUCUGGUUUCCCGACGCCUUCCUCACCGUUAAAGUCCCGGCUGCUGCCAAACUGAUGGACAAGAAGAGUCUCCAGACGAUUAAAGCACAGAGAGACGCCUACCUGCAGCAAAGGGCUCAAACGUUAACAAAGGAUGUCCAGUCUUACUACGUUUUUGUAACUUCGUGGAUGAUGAAGAUGGAGUCCAUUCUGUCCAAGGAGAAGAAAAGUGACAAACUGGCUGAGGACCUCAACAGCAGAUGUAAUGUAUUUGUGCAGGGCAUCCUGUACGCUUACAGCAUCGGCACCAUCAUCAAGACCACUAUGAACAUGUACAUGUCAAUGCAGCGGCCCAUGACCAAGACGACUGUUAAAGCUCUCUGUCGAUUGGUUGAGUUGCUCAAGGCCGUGGAGCACACAUUUCACAGGAGGUCGAUGGUCGUGGCCGACUCUGUUUCACUCAUCACUCUGCAGCUCCAGUCUCAGGCCCUCAGUGCUAUCAGCAAUGCAAAGAAAAGGGUGAUCUCUGAUAAGAAGUACAGCGAGCAGCGGCUGGAUGUCCUUUCGUCUUUGGUGCUUGCAGAAAACGCGCUGAGUGGGCCGAGCACAAAGGAGCGACGCCUGGUUGCGUCUCUGGCUCUGUGUGUCGGCACACAGCUGAGAACCUUUAAAGACGAGGAGCUGCUUCCGCUGCAGGUGGUGCUGAAGAAGCUGGAUUUGAUCAGUGAGCUUUGUGAAAGGGUCAGGCUCCAGUGUGACUGCAGUUUCCUGUACUGGCACAGGGCUGUGUUUCCCAUCUACCUAGACGAUGUGUAUGACAAUGCCGUGGACGCAGCGCGGAUGCAUUACAUGUUUAGUGCGCUAAGAGACAGUGUGCCAUGCAUGCUCUAUGCUAAGCACUUGGAGUCGUGUGAUCAGCUGCUGGAGUGCUUUGACAAGGAGAUCAUGGACGUGUUCAAUGAGCAUCUCCUCGACAAGCUGUGUAAGGAGAUCGAGAAGGACCUGCGCCUCUCUGUCCACACCCACCUGAAGCUGGACGACAGGAACCCGUUUAAAGUUGGCUUGAAGGACUUGGCCCACAUCUUCUCCGUUAAACCAAUCCGAUUCUUCAACCGCUUCAUUCACAUCAAAGCCUAUGUGACCCACUACCUGGAUAAAACUUUCUACAACCUGACCACUGUUGCUCUGCAUGACUGGGCCACCUACAGUGAGAUGAGAAACCUUGCCACGCAGCGCUACGGCCUCACGAUGACGGAGGCGCACCUGCCAAGCCAGACUCUGGAGCAGGGUUUGGAUGUUCUGGAGAUCAUGAGAAACAUUCACGUUUUUGUCUCGCGCUACCUCUACAACCUGAACAACCAGAUCUUCGUGGAAAAGGCGAGUAACAACAAGCACCUCAACACCAUCAACAUCCGUCACAUCGCAAACUCGAUUCGGACGCACGGCACGGGCAUCAUGAACACCACAGUCAAUUUUACCUUUCAGUUCCUGCGGAAAAAGUUUUACAUCUUCAGCCAGUUCAUGUAUGACGAACACAUCAAGUCCAGACUCAUUAAGGACAUCCGCUUUUUCAGGGAGAUAAAGGAUCAGUCUGACCAUAAGUAUCCAUUUGAGCGGGCAGAGAAGUUUAACCGUGGCAUCAGAAAGCUCGGCCUCACUCCUGAUGGGCAGAGCUAUCUGGAUCAGUUCAGACAGCUCAUCAGCCAGAUUGGCAACGCCAUGGGCUACGUCCGCAUGAUCCGUUCUGGAGGCCUUCACUGUUGCAGCAGCGCGAUCAGAUUUGUCCCUGACCUGGAAGACAUAGUCAACUUUGAGGAGCUUGUUAAGGAGGAAGGACUCUCUGAGGAAACCCAAAGAUCUGCCAGCGUCCUGGAUUCAGUGUUGAGCGAUCUGACCAGCAACUCUGCUGAGGGGACGGAGUACUUCAAGAUGCUGGUGGCCGUGUUUGCACCCGAGUUCCGUAGCGCCAAGAACAUGCACCUGAGGAACUUCCACAUGAUUGUGCCGCCGCUGACUGUGAAUUUUGUGGAGCACUCAAUCAGCUGUAAAGAGAAACUCAACAAGAAGAACAAAACCGGAGCUUCCUUCACAGACGAUGGCUUUGCGAUGGGUGUUGCGUACAUCCUGAAGCUGCUGAACCAGUACCUGGAGUUCGACUCUCUUCAUUGGUUCCAAGCGGUCCGAGAUAAGUACAGGAAAGAGCUGAGCGCCGUGGCGAAGGAGCAGACGGUGCAGUCGGCUGGUCAGGACGAGAAGCUGCUUCAGACGAUGAAUCUCACCCAGAAGAGGCUGGAUGUCUACUUGCAGGAGUUCGAGCUGCUCUACUUCUCAUUAAGCAGCGCGAGGAUCUUCUUCAGAGCCGACCAAACCGCAGCUGAGGAGACCCAGGAGAAGAAAGACGAAGCUGGGAAGGUGGGAAUGUCUCCAGAAGGCUCCACGCCUGCAGAGUCGUCCUCAAAGUAAGCACGAGUCCGUUCUGGAUUAUUCCUGAGAGCUCUGCAGAGGAAUGAUCGCAAAGAAAACACUGAAGCCGUUUCAGUGGGUUUGUGGACAAAAGACCGAGAAAUUCGCCAAACAAUGGAUUUGUUUGACAUCCCAGUUAUUCUAAACUCUGUGUACUUUAAGUGCUAAUGCAGGAAGUGUCUCUAAACAUCCAGUGAGUCAUUUACACAAGCGCCUACUACUUGAACUAAUUUAAGGUAAAAACAAAAUCAGUUUAUUAUGUCUCACCCUCGGCAGACUGAGGAAAUGUCUACAGAGAAAGUUUUCAUGAUUUGUUUCAAGUGUUUUUUUCUUUGAGCAUUUUAUACAUUGUAUAAAUGAAUCAUAUGUGCCUUCAUAAACUCUGGGUUCUUGUUUUGAUAAUUCAUGUGCAAACAGUAAACUCCACAGCUGAUGCAAAUUUGCCAUUUCAUAACUCAAAAGGUUUUCCUGGUGGAAAAUGUCGACCACUUUCUCUGAAAUUGUUCACGUGGAAAACAUUUACUUUCAUUUACCUUGAUUUUUUUGUCAUCUGGAUAUUAAUGAAAUUGUUUAAAAUCACAAUUCAGAUGACUUCACAGUUUUUCUAACAUUUGAACCAACUUAGAUCAGAUGUUUUGAAAUUAAUAAACCUUUUUUUUUGUCAAAUUUAGAUUUGUUUCUCUUGCACCAAGUAAGAUGUCUGGUAACUCCCAAUAUUCACAGUGUUCUUUAUUUGAUGCCUUUCCAAAUCAUAGGAAGGUACAAUGGUUCUUACUUAGUUUUAAUCAGCGGGUAGCACUAAGAGCUUUGUUGUAGGGUUAGGGUUAAAGUUAGAGCCCCUCCAAAGGUCUGGUAGCACAUCCAUUUAAAAUGUGUAAUGUCUCAAUAAAUAUAAAGAAUAUGGUAUUAGUUGGGUUUCAAUAUUUUUUUUUCCUAUGCCCUUAAAUUUAUGAUGUGGCUUCAUCAUCUUUAAUUGAGUCCCAGGAUCAGGUUCCAGUGACCUUGAUGUGUUCCCUCUAAAAAUAAUUCCAGUUUAAAUGCACAAACCAGAUGAUCUGCAGUCUUCACAAAUUCUUCCUGUAUGUCCCCAUUUCUUCAUAACAUAUGAAAAUUAUCAGAGCAGCACAUGCGCUGCUGCAGGCCUCAAUUCAUUUCCUGAGGUGUGGGGAGGAACAUUGAAAUCACGGAAAUUAUUGAUGUUGAUGUUGAAAUUAUUGAUAAACAACACACGGUGGUUCAGGAAAGCCGCAUCUGCUUUAAUACAAAGGAAAGAAGCUUUGACUUCAAAAAAAUACAAGACUGGUUUCGAUUUUUUUUAGGCAAAUCCAAGUCUUCUCAUUUCCCUAUGAAAUCGUCUUCACUACUGCCUGAAUUAAAACGGAUCCCUUCUUUUACUUUGGCCUGCAACUACAGGGAUCGCUUCGUACACUCCGGUCUUUCCUUUUCGAACUGGGAAAAGUGAGAUGUAGGCCUUUCCGUUAUUGUUUUAUUAAUAUUACUUUGAUGUAAGUGCCCACAGUGCCAAAAUGACACCCUGUCCAGCAGUUUCAGAAAAUUCAUUACAUCCACAUAUCCAUGCUCGCCUCAUAAAAAAAACGAGGUACAAGGCAGGGCAAAAUUUCUCUCAAAAUAGAUAUCAUAUAGAUAUAUAUAUUUAUAUAUACAGACAUAUAUAUAUGUAGCAAUCAUAUAUACACAUUCGUACAUAUAGUCUUAUGUGAUGCAAAAAAACAAAAUGUACACAUUUUUUUUUUUUUUUACAAAAAUAGUAACAAAGACUGGAAAGUGUUUUGCUUGCUCUCGAGGAAAGUUGUGUUAUUUGUUCCGCCUCUGUGAGGAUUUCCCCACGACUGUGGAGACCGAAGUCGCCUCGCAGGGUUUUACGUCCAUGUUUUGCUGGCACAGAAGUCAAACGGAGAGAGAUGCAGAAAAGUGCCGGGUGGAGCAACUACAGCAGUCAAGAGGAAGUGAUGUAGUUUGAUGGAACACGAUGAAGGAAAGUAUAUAGAAACCAAAUCCAAGACAAAAACAAAAAAACAAAAGAUGGAAAAUGUGUGAUGGGAGUGUUAUAAAAAAGCACAAACAAAUUUUGUGUUCUUUUAUUACUAAAUAUAGUGCAACAAAAAACAUUGCAUUUCUUUCACCCUUUCACUUGUGUUUGAGGAUGUUAACUUUGCUUCUUUUUUUUUUUUUUCUUCGCCGUUUUGUGUUCUGAACACUUGCUGUAAUUAAAAGGUGAAACCUUUGUUCUGUCACAGUCCCGCAUCACACGGUUUGUCCUCCUCUCUGGUAGUAAACAGGCUUCAGGUUCAGAGACGUAAACAUAACACAGACCCUGCUCAAAAGACAAAAAAAAAAGA
Molecule: messenger RNA, 5980 nt
Organism: Gambusia affinis (western mosquitofish)
Lineage: Eukaryota; Metazoa; Chordata; Actinopteri; Cyprinodontiformes; Poeciliidae
Gene: washc4
Product: WASH complex subunit 4
Exons: 33
Coding region: 111-3620 (1169 amino acids)
Biological process (GO): endosomal transport; endosome organization
Cellular component (GO): WASH complex; endosome
Source: RefSeq, a predicted model, not a curated record